This is a messenger RNA of Pogonomyrmex barbatus (red harvester ant), 387 nucleotides long. RefSeq lists its product as uncharacterized. NCBI's taxonomy places the organism in Eukaryota, Metazoa, Arthropoda, Insecta, Hymenoptera, Formicidae. The record is from RefSeq and is a predicted model, not a curated record.
AUCAAAAUCUCAUCAGCUUACUUUUACAAUCUUUAAUUAAGAAAAAAGAAAUGUGGUUUUUAGAUGAUCCAAAAACCAUGAACAUAAUCAAAAAUAUCUAUGAAAUGAUGACUCUUGAUGCUGAACCAUUCGCAUUAGUUGAGCGAAAAGGCUUUCAAAGAUUAAUAAAAUAUUUGGCACCGCAGUAUCCUCUUGUAGAACAUAUUUUUCUGAAAAAAUUAUGCCACGUCUGUAUGAAAAUUUGAAAACAUGUUAAAGAAAAAUUAAUUACUGCGAUAAAUAUAUCGUUCUCCAUCGAUAUUUGGCCUAAUCUAACAAACAACGAGUCAAUUAUAAGCCUGACAGCUCAUUUCAUACGAAGUGAUGAUAUGCAAAGAGAAAUACUUG